AUGGUCGCUGAUAUUGAGGAGCAGACGCAGAGAAGUGGCUGGCUGUUUGGACGGGGCGCAUUCGACAAAGGCGACUUGCAGUACCUACGGGAUUUUAACAACUCCCUGCGGUACAAGGAAGUGGAGAUAGAGGACAAGGAGAAGGAGCUGUGGGAGCGAGAACGCGCCCGGGUCGAAGCAGAGGCGGCGGCAGCGGCAGCACAGCAGGCAGCGGCGCUGACACGACGGAGCAGCGGCGGCAGCGCGGCAGCGAGUUUGCGGGGCCCGCCAGGUGUCUCGACCCGGCCUGCGCCCCUGCUGCUGCCGGUCAAGGUCAAGCCGGUGGGGUCGAAGCAGCAACAGACGCCCCGGUCCGCAGCCGCCUCCCCCUCCGCUGCGGGUGAGAUUCCCAGCAGCAAGCGCGCACGCACGGACGCCUCCAGCGGCGCCGCCGCCCUCGCCUCUCCGCUCACGACUACCGCGGCUCUGUCAACCACCGCCGCCACCGCCACCGCUUCUACGCCAGCGGGCACACUCCGCUUUGCCAAAUCGGAGCCGCCCCCAGUGAAGCCAUCCGCGAACAUCUCGACAACGGCGGGGCCGAGUGGUGCAGCACAGCCAGCUGCAGCCACUGCUGUGUCCCAAACCCCUGGAAGCCACGGUGGUGAUCAAGGACGGUCGCUAAGCGCACCACGUGCGUGGUCAGCACAGGAUGCGCCGGGUAGCCGCGGCAGCGGGGAUGGCGGCGCCGGUACUGCAGCCGGUCUGACAACUCUACUUGGCGGUUAUGGCAGCGACGAUGAUGAUGACGACGGCGACGAUGAUGGUGGUGAUAAGAAUGGUGGUAAGGACGGAAAGGAGCACGAUGGCGGACGUGGGUCCGGAUCAGGAGGCAGCUGCAUGAGCUACCGGCCUGGCCGUAGCGGAGGUGAAGGGGAUGAUGGGAGGAGCCCGGCUGGCGUCUCGGGAGUCCCAGCCGAAGGUAAUGGUGGUAAGCGCGGCGAGGACGGUGCUGCGGAGGCGAGUCUGGGCGGCAGUGCCAAAGAGGCCGUGGUGGGUACCACUGCCGUUGCUGCGGAGGAAAGGGAAGGCGGAUGCAGGGACAGGGGAGGCAGCGGUGGUUUCAAGUUGCUUCCGCCACCUGUUGGGCUGCUCAGUCCAGAGGAGCUGUUGGGCGACCCACGGGUCAUAGCGGAGGGCCUCCUGGCUACGCGGCGCCAACCGCAGAACGUGGAGGGCGGCGACGCCUGGGACAGCGAAGAGGCGUCGGAGUUGGAGUCCUCGGAUGUCGAGGCCUAG
Volvox carteri f. nagariensis is the source of this 1278-nucleotide messenger RNA. RefSeq lists its product as uncharacterized. The coding region runs from base 1 to 1278 and encodes 425 amino acids. The record is from RefSeq and is a predicted model, not a curated record. The transcript is spliced from 6 exons. Lineage: Eukaryota; Viridiplantae; Chlorophyta; Chlorophyceae; Chlamydomonadales; Volvocaceae.